AUGCAGUUGUUAAAGUGUAAGCUCCUGUAUCCCAGCAGGACAACAGAUACCCCCCCCCCCAGUGAAUUUACUCUCCCUGCUGCAGGCUGCACUGGCAUCUGCCCCUGACUUUGCACAUUUUACAAUGCUGGGAAGAUCCAAGUGCAAUUUCUCAUAGAUAUUCGUUUAAUGAUUAAAUGUGAGUGUGACCUUUGCCUGUGCUGUGGAGUGUGAGACAAGUGCCAUAUUGCUUGUAACCAUGUUACGGGGGGCCCUCCUGCUGGCCUGGGUGCUGAGUGCAGCCUCUGAGAAUUACAUGGAUGUCUGUUUGGAUGGGAAACACCAGAAAGUUGAUCCAGGCCCAGAAGAUGAUUUACAUGGGCAGUGCACCCCCUGGAAGGAGAAAUCCUGCUGCUUCACGAAUACCAGUCAAGAGGCCCACAAAGACCAGUCAUACCUGUACAAUUUCAACUGGGACCACUGUGGGAUCAUGUCUCCUGCCUGCAAGACCCAUUUUGUCCAGGACACCUGCUUCUAUGAAUGUUCCCCAAACCUUGGGCCCUGGAUCCAGAAGGUUGAUAGCACAUGGAGGAAAGAACGGAUCCUGGACGUCCCUCUGUGCAAGGAAGACUGUGAAGGUUGGUACAACGACUGCAAGAAGGAUUAUACCUGCAUGGAAAACUGGCACAAAGGCUGGAACUGGACCUCAGGAACCAACCAAUGCCCGAUUGAAACCAAAUGCCGACUGGUCUCUGACGUCUUUCCCAGUGCCAGGGAUUUCUGUGAGAAGAUCUGGAGCAAUUCGUAUAAAUACACCACGAGUGUACGAGGCAGCGGCGUGUGCAUGCAGAUCUGGUUCAAUGUGACCAAUGGGCGUGUCAACCCCAAUGUGGCCGUGGCUAAGCGAUACGCCGACCGCCUGAAUUCUGCCGGGAGCCUCCAGGUUGGCCUCCUACUACUGGUUCCUCUCUGCCUAGCAUGGGCAAUAUAAGCCGGGUCUCAUCACUCAUGAAGCAUCUCCAGCUCUGCCGCCUUGUCCAUGCAAGUGAGACUCCAAUAUGGUGUCCACCCUCCCCAUCUCUAGUUCCAAGGAACCUUUUGAGGUUCUAAUAGAAACCCAGUGGCAAGGCCAAAGGACCUCCACCUAAUGUACUUGUAUCACUCCUGAAAUACAGACGGCAGCUCCUUCCUGAGGUAUCAGACUGUUGCUAUGGAGACCCCACCGUAACGCAGCCACUUUCCACUCCAGUAACCCAUGGGGACCAGUUAGAACCUUCCAUUACUCUGUCUCUGCUAGACCAGUUAAAGCUGAGGUGGAGCAAAACGUAACCCCUUUUAGACCCCCAAAGCCACUUGUUCCCCUGGAAAUGUCUCCUUGCGGAGUUGCACUCAAUGUAACAACAUGGGACCUGCACUGCUGUGACCAGACUCAGUAUAACGCACUGUAGCUCAAUAUCACAUGGGGAGGGGGGAGCCUGUUUGUGCCAAACCCAAUAAAGUCCAGGGUGGGGAACCAUAAAA
Messenger RNA from Xenopus laevis (African clawed frog), 1500 nucleotides. RefSeq names its product folate receptor alpha L homeolog (gene folr1.L). Gene Ontology annotation, molecular function: signaling receptor activity. NCBI's taxonomy places the organism in Eukaryota, Metazoa, Chordata, Amphibia, Anura, Pipidae. The coding region runs from base 239 to 970 and encodes 243 amino acids. Gene Ontology annotation, cellular component: external side of plasma membrane. The transcript has 5 exons. The record is from RefSeq and is a predicted model, not a curated record.